Messenger RNA from Exaiptasia diaphana, 5614 nucleotides. Its product is annotated as polycystic kidney disease protein 1-like 2. The transcript has 9 exons. Gene Ontology annotation, biological process: detection of mechanical stimulus. The record is from RefSeq and is a predicted model, not a curated record. Gene Ontology annotation, cellular component: membrane. Gene Ontology annotation, molecular function: protein binding; calcium channel activity; calcium ion binding. NCBI's taxonomy places the organism in Eukaryota, Metazoa, Cnidaria, Anthozoa, Actiniaria, Aiptasiidae. The coding region runs from base 75 to 4820 and encodes 1581 amino acids.
UUCCGAGAGCCAUAAACACCUCUGAAAUCACUCAGUCCAUCUUGUCAAACAACAGCAAACUCGACUUCUUCAUCAUGAGUGGCGACGUCAAUUCAGCAACGGAAUUGGUCAGCGGUAUUGCAUCUAUUCUCAACUACGAUGCAACUACGAAGAACAGCUCGGAAAGUGAGAUAAUUGAACGAAAACAGGCGCGCUCAGCCAUUAUCACCAAGAUAUCCCAAUUGCCAGUUUUUACCCUGGAAGAAGUCAAGCAAAUCGCUUGCAGCAUCGCUGAAACCGCUCAAGUCAAACAGGAAGUCGAAGUUAAUGCACAGGUGGUGGCCACAAAUAAAACCGACUUUAUGACAAAGUUUCUUGUCGAGAAAUCGCUUGAGGACGUUGGGGUUUCGGUGAUAAAAGACGCUUGCAAAGACUUGGUGACCACAGCCAGCAACAUCAUAUGGUCAGCGGCAUACACUGCAGAAUUUGGAAAGGAGAAUAUAUCAACAAGUGACAAAGAUACGGGUGAAAAGGUCGUCAAUAAGAACAUGGCUACACUGGACUACUCUUUACGAGCAAUCUUCAACAAAAUUGCGGUUGGAGAAAGCGAUACUGUAAUCCAGACYACGAGCACAGGACUUGCCUGCAGACGCACCMAACCAAAGCAACUUGGAGGACGACCUAUCGCCAUCAAUGGCGCACAAGUUGUGUUUCCUGGGUCUGAGAUUCUACUGCAUGGCGUCAAUACAUCAUUUGCAGAUGUCCAAAUGUUGACGUUACCUGACAAUCCUUACACGUGGGACAAAACAAGCCCACAAAUCAAGUCCUCCAUCGUGGAACUACGGAUCAAGGACGACGMGGGACGGACAAUCAAAGUGGAAAAUCUCCCGGAAGACAUCGACAUUGUCAUCAGCGACGUCAAAGAACCGCCAUCAAAGGACCCACCGGUGUAUUACAAGAAGGGAGACAAUCGCACAAUGCAGUAUCACACCAUAACACACGCUACGAAAGGAGCAACGAUUCGACUAGGCAUUCAUCCAAYAAACGAGUCUGAUUUCUUCGCCGCUUUUAUCAAGUACGGCACGCGACCAACUGUSGAUGACUACGAUAUGAAGUGGGUUUUUCCUAACUACACGUCGUGUGUUCUUAACAACAUGAUGAAACCAGUCAACUGUAGUGAAGAUCCUUAUCAAAUCUACAUCCCCAGUGAGUCGUUGACUCAACUGGGUUACUACUUCGUGGGUGUGAAACUUGAGCAUCAACCCCACGAGGAAGUCAAAGACAGACAGAGAAGAGACUGUGCACCUGGUCGAAGGGUCAAGAGGUCGUGUAUUAAGUACAAGGACCCCCCGUCGCCUUUACCAGACAAUGGAGCGUACGAAGCUUUCGUCCAGUCGUUUAACGAACGAACAGAUCGUAAUUAUAGUAUGGACAGCAUGAGCGUUGGAUGUAGUUAUUGGGACGAGUCGGCGAGUACUUGGACMACUGAAGGAUGCAAGGCCCGUCGACGAAAGCAGUCUUCCCGCCUUUUGUCAUGUGGUUGUAGUCACAUGACUGCGUUUGGCGGGAGCUUCUUAGUGGCCCCCAAUCCCAUCGACUUAGACAAGGUCUGGGUUGGCUUUCUCACACCCGAGGACAACAUCCCGGUAUACGUUACCAUGGCAAUUGUCUUCUUGAUCUAUAUAUUGGCUGUUAUUUGGGGAAGAAGGGCGGACAAACGAGACCGACAAUCUCAGGAUGGUGUAAUUAUAAUGACAAGAAUACAAAGCAACAACGUCAAACCCUACAAGUACCAAAUCACUAUUUACACUGGUAAUGGUCGCGGUGCAGGCACAACGGCCAAWGUCUCGGUGAUUGUGGUAGGGGAGAAUGGRACGAGUGACGUCAUACCCAUCAGUGAUCUCACAAAGGCCAAAUUCAAUCGAGGAUCACAAACACGAACCAYGGUCUACCUCCCUGUGAAAUUAGGCCCUUUGCUUUACAUCCAAAUAUGGCACGAUAAUGGAGGAAGCAGCCCGGCGUGGUUCCUUAGCAAUGUCAACAUCCGGGAUGUGCAAGAGAACGAGGAGUGGGAUUUUGUCUGUGAUAAGUGGCUGGCAGUGGAAACGGCUGAUUGCCGUAUAGAUGCUUUGCUUUACGUUGCCAACCCUAAAGACUACAACAGCUAYAAGCGUAUUUAUAUCACMAAGACUUCUAGAGACCUGUACGACGGUCAUUUGUGGUUCUCCGUGGCAGCCAAACCACCAACAAGUCAUUUUACUCGAGUUCAACGAAGYUCAUGUUGUUUGUCGCUUCUCUUCUGCACCAUGAUGACAAAUUGUAUGUUUUAUAACAUUACCAACGAGCCAGAUAGCACUGUUGUCAUCAUCGGUCCUUUUAAAGUCUCUCUUCGUGUUUUUGUCAUAGGAAUUCAAAGUAGUCUUAUCGUAUUCCCGAUAAACUUCCUGCUGACAUUUCURUUUCGAAAGUGCACCGAGUYAGGUGAUCCCAAGAAGCUUUCCAAGAAAGCAACAGAGAAAGUYGAGCCAGGUCCMUUUAUGCAUCUCGAGUGUUGUAAAAACGAAAACAAGUCAUUAAGAAGUAAAUGCGGAGAGCUUUUUAACAACCGUACUUUAUAUUACAUAGCGUGGGUAUUGUGUGUUCUGACAAUUUCUACUUCCUUCACCGUCACCAUGAUGUAUACUCUACAAUGGAGCAAGGAAACCUCGGAAAAAUGGCUMAUCUCGUUUCUAACCUCAUUCUUUCAAGAUGCACUCAUCACACAGCCCGUCAAAGUCUUCGCAAUAGCAGCAUUAUUAGCAUUUAUCAUCAGAGAAAGAAAACAAAGCGAGAAAAAGAACAAGUAUCGAACACUGAAAAAUGCCAGAGAAGAAGACCUUAUCAGUAUUGAUAUGAGCUCCGACGCGAGCCAUUCAGGCGAUAAGGGGAUCAAAUACAGAGGYAGACCUCCYAACAGAAAGAUACUYAAAAAUGCACGACUMYUGAGACUGAAAGAGAUGAAUACUUAUGGCGUUGUCAGAGAUGUCGUCGGGUAUAUUGURUUUAUGGUCUUGUUAAUGACAUAUGCCUUCGGCCAUAUGGAUCCGUUGUCUUUUGAGUUUACUAAACAGGUCGGGGAUUUAUUUAAGCCUCAGUUGAAACACAACAGCAUUGAUGCAUACUGGAAAUGGAUGGCAGAUGUGGUGGUUCCCCAUCUUUUUGCUGGAAAAUGGUACAAUGGCCAAACUCCUGGUGAAAACGAACAAGAUUUAAUCUACGAUCGAGCGUCUGUGCUUGUAGGAAUGGCCAGACUACGCCAGCUUAGGGUGAAGGAAGAAAAGCAUGACRCAAUAAACCCUUGGUCUCGAGCAAGCUAUGACUCCUACAGUAUCCUAAAUGAAGACAAAGACUUCUAUCAGCCAAAGUGGAAGCCAUUAUCCCCAGGCAUGACAAAGUACAACGUUACAUUACAAGUUUGUCCUCUUCAUUGGAGGUACCAAGACCAACUCGCCCUGGACGGAAUACCAUUCUGGGGACGAACAGAAUUAUACUCAGGGGGUGGGUACGURGCAGACCUUGGUUAUUUCAAAGAAAAGGCGUACCCUGUUCUCACUGAAUUGUCYAGUAAAAACUGGYUGGACAGACGAACCAGAGCCUGCUUCCUGGAAUUUGUUAUUUACAAUGCUCAAAAGAAYUUAUUUAGUGCGGCGACUAUACUCAUUGAGUUUCUUCCAACUGGUAGUCUUUUACCAUACAGUAGGAUAGAUACGCUAAGGRUAUACCGGUACGUAGGAAAGUACUCCGAUAUUUUYAAAGUUACGGAGAUGGUUAUCGCGCUGGUGAUGGUAUUCCUGUUGUACAAGCUUGUMAAGAAUAUUUACAAACAAAGAARRAGCUUCUUCAAGUUUUUCUGGAACUGGGUUGAUUUCCUUCAAGUAGUUUUUGGUCUCGUAGCGAUAACUUUGUAUUUUGUGAAAAUGGUCGUGCUUAAUAAGACAAUGGAUGAUCUUAAAGAAAACCCGUUUGUCUUUGUGAACUUCCAGUAUACAAUCUUCUUGAAUGAAGUCAAUAAUUACUUCGUGGCCGCGGUUGUGUUUUUAACUACCCUCAAGUUCCUGUGCCUACUGAAAUACCAAAGUUAUAUCAAACUCCUGGAGCACGUGUUUGCAAGUUUUGCAUACAACAUGAGUUGGUUUAUGUUGGAGUUUCUGCUAUGGUUCAUGCCGUUCGUACUAUUUGCUUAUUUUAUUUUUGGUCCGCACUUGUAUCAGUACAGUACAGUGGUAUCGGCGUUUGAAAGCACKUUGAAUUCUCUACUSGGAGCUAAAUCAUUUUACCAAUUGGAAGAGACAGAUCACCUAAUGGGACCAAUACUGUUCAUUGGGUUUAACCUCUUAAUGGUGCUUGUUCUUCUUAACAUCUUCAUUGCGAUUAUCACAUCGUCUUUUAAUCGUGAACUCGACGAUGAAUUCACACGACAAACCAAGCCGGAAAUCAUGUUAAUAUUCAACCAACAGCUACAAAGAUUAUUUGGCUUUGAUUUGAGGAGGAAUACRCCACCUCCUCCGUUGAUAUUCGACRACACGGACACCGAAACCUCAAAUACCGAGGAUGAAGAAGUCUCCAAAGACGUACUAUCUCCCAAAUGUGUGCAUCGCAUGAAGAAUCGCAUGAAGAAAAAGAAGGAAAGAAUUAUGGAGUCUAUUAAUGACGAUAUAGUUUGUAAGAUUGAUCGAAUAGACAGCAAGGCGUCGAAAAUACUGACCAUGGAAGAACUCGAGAACAGACUUUACGAACUGGUAAUGGUGGCAAACAAAAUGAAACGUUUGAAAAUUCAUUUUAGAGAAUUAUCAAACACCUGAUUUGUCGCUCAUUGUUACCUUCUCCUUCGUUUUACCYUUUUGGGGUCAUUCAGGUAUCCUUUUGGGUGUCAGUCUCCCUCUCCCUGAGUAGGACAGGAAGCCCAAGAGUAUAAAGAAAAAGAGCGUUAAGGGAGAGAGGCGUCUGUAGAGGAAGCGAGUAUUGCUCCAUUGGCUGGGCAUUCCACCUAAGCGUACAGAUUAGAUAGGAAUGGAUGCAAAAGGUGAUGAAMAUUUCGCAUUCAAGUCAUUUCCAUUCAUGAAAACGCACACCAUGGCGGCCAUUUAGGAUAUAAUACAAAACAAACGAGUUAAAUGGAGAUUGUUUCGUUAUCUUCGUCCAACAUGGCAGCUUUGAAGAAACGCACAUCACGAAGUUUCAUCAAAAGUCGUAACACUUAUGGUAUCUAAGGAUUUUUUUUUCCUGCAAUGACGUCUUCGAAAAUUCAUUAUGACUCACGCUUCACCUGCGUGUACAUUGACGUAUUCUAACUAUACUGCCAGUCACGCGAGGACAUGCUGUCACGCAAAGUGCCUACGUCAUGCGAGUCUCGUCACCAGUCACGAUAAUCGUGACAUUUUGUCACGUUAUGACGUCAUUCAAUCACGCUCGGUCACGAUGGAGUAAUACUUACAGGGGUGGGAGUAAUACUUACAGGGGUGUAGUGGAGUUGUUUGUUUAUACCUUGUUGUGAUGGAAACCAUGGGUUUACAUCCCAAAUAAAUGUUCUUUUGCAAAGAAAAAUUUGAAAAAGAUAUAUUUUAUAUAUUUGUAUGAAAUCAAUUGAAUUUAUGAA